CGGCGUGCCCCGGGGCGGUGCGGGCGCAGGUGCGCGUGCGCGGCGGGCAGCCGUUGGCUGAAGCUGCGGCUGCGCUGGUCGCGGUGCUGUGAGGUCUGCGGGCGCUGGCAAAUCGGGCCCAGGAUGUAGAGUUGGCUGUGCCUGACGGCGCGUCUGAGGCGGAGUUGGGUGGGGUAGAGAGUAGGGGGCGGUAGUUGGGGGUGGUGGGAGAAGGAGGAGGCGGUGAAUCACUUAUAAAUGGCGCCGAAGCAGGAUCCGAAGCCUAAAUUCCAGGAGGGUGAGCGAGUGCUAUGUUUUCAUGGGCCUCUUCUUUACGAAGCAAAGUGUGUAAAGGUUGCCAUAAAGGACAAACAAGUGAAAUACUUUAUACAUUACAGUGGUUGGAAUAAAAAAAGUGCUGUGAGGCCCAGGCGCUCUGAAAAAACUUUGAAGACACGUGAGGAUAUUGUAGCCCUUUUUCCUGUUCCUGAAGGAGCCCCCUCAGUACACCACCCCCUCCUGACCUCUAGCUGGGAUGAAUGGGUUCCAGAAAGCAGAGUACUCAAAUACGUGGACACCAAUCUGCAGAAACAGAGAGAACUUCAGAAGGCCAAUCAGGAGCAAUAUGCAGAGGGGAAGAUGAGAGGGGCUGUCCCAGGAAAGAAGACAUCUGGUCUGCAACAGAAAAAUGUUGAAGUGAAAACAAAAAAGAAUAAACAGAAAACACCUGGAAAUGGAGAUGGUGGCAGUACCAGUGAGACUCCUCAGCCUCCUCGGAAGAAAAGGGCCCGAGUAGAUCCUACUGUUGAAAAUGAGGAAACAUUCAUGAACAGAGUUGAAGUUAAAGUAAAGAUUCCUGAAGAACUAAAACCAUGGCUUGUUGAUGACUGGGACUUAAUUACCAGGCAAAAACAGCUGUUUUAUCUUCCUGCCAAGAAGAAUGUGGAUUCCAUUCUAGAGGAUUAUGCAAAUUACAAGAAAUCACGAGGAAACACAGAUAAUAAGGAGUAUGCUGUUAAUGAAGUUGUGGCAGGGAUAAAAGAAUACUUCAAUGUCAUGUUGGGCACUCAGCUACUUUACAAAUUUGAGAGACCACAGUAUGCUGAAAUCCUUGCAGAUCACCCUGAUGCACCCAUGUCCCAGGUUUAUGGAGCGCCACAUCUACUGAGAUUAUUUGUACGAAUUGGAGCAAUGUUGGCCUAUACACCUCUGGAUGAGAAGAGCCUUGCUUUAUUACUGAACUAUCUUCAUGAUUUCCUAAAGUACCUGGCAAAGAAUUCUGCCACUUUGUUUAGUGCCAGUGAUUAUGAAGUGGCUCCUCCUGAGUAUCAUCGGAAGGCUGUGUGAGACUGCUGACACUCAUAUUUGGAUCUCUGUAAACACAUUUUUGUUCUUAGUCCUUCUCUUGUACAAAUGAUGUACUUUGAAAAUGUUGGCAUAUAACAAAAUUGAUGUAUGUUUGUUUUCUGUUUGAUUUUAAACAGAGAAAAUAAAAGGGGUUAUAGCCCCUUUUUUCUUUUCUUUCUCUCUCUCUUUUUUCAUUUCAAAAUUGCUGCCAGUGUAUUCAGUGAUGGACAACGGAGAGACAUGCUGUAGAGUGUUUUAUUACCUAGCUGACAAAGCUGCUUUUGAAUGCUGGUGGUUCUAUUCCUUUGACACUACGCACUUUUAUAAUAUGUGUUAAUGCUAUAUGACAAAAUGCUCUGAUUCUUAGUGCCAAAGGUUCAUUUCAGUGUAUAUAACUGAACACACUCACCCAUUUGUGCUCUCUCUCUCUUUUUUUUUUUAAAUGGUGCUUAAAGAGCCCAUCCUUUGCAAGUCAUCUAUGUUGUUCCUUAGGCAUUUUAUCCUUGCUCAGAUUGUUGAAGAAUGGUGGCUUGUUUCAUGGUUUUUGUAUUUGUGUCUAAUGCACGUUUUAACAUGAUAGAUGCAAUGCCUUGUGUAGCUACAAUUUCUGGACAAGUUGAUCUUUUAGGAAUUGUUUUUCAGAUCCUCAAUAAAUUUUUUCUUUAAAAUUUCAAAGAGUAAUGUGCUUGUGUGGAUGCAUUACAAAACCGUUUUUGUGGCGUGUAUUCCUUCUUGUAUUUAGAGAGUGAUUUUUCAGGUGGGUGUUCAGUUUUCUGGUCUGGCCUUUAUGGGAUAAGAAACGUGGCUUCAGUACCUAGUUCUAAGCCAUAGCAGCUUUGGCAGUUUGCUGUCUUAAUUCUCAGCUAAGAAGCUAGAGGUUCACACAUUAUUUCUCUAUUUUCCCAAGACUUAACUAUUGGGGGCAUUAGGGGCAUUUUUACCUGUGUAACAGCUUGCUUUCUGUCAAUAAUUGUUUAUUUUAAGGUAUUUACCCUUAAAAAUGAGAUAAAAGCAGCAGUGUGCUACAAAAAUUUGUAAAGGGCAAUAUUUCUUUCCUUUGGUAGAGGUUCCAGAGUGGUCUGGACUUGGGUAGGGAUCAUAUUACUUACUGACAACAAAAAUGCAAAGCAUAGGUAAGUUCAGAUGGCAAGAGCUAUAGCAGUACAAAGGAGAGUGAGUUCAGAUGGGGGAUAAGCAAAUAAGCUCCAAGAGGCAGUAGAAUUUGCUGUGGGCAUUUGAAGGUGACCGUACCGAGCCAUAGUAGUUACUCUUCAGCCUCCUCAUUCUUUAUACUCACUCAUUCUGUGCUUUUUAUUUAUUUACCCUCCCCCUUUUGUCACAGGUAUACUUACUUAGUCUAACAGCUACAGAAUUUUGUUGCUUGGAACCUUCUAGCUGUUGCAUUUUAUUAGUUUACCUAGAGAUGAUUAAAUAUGCUCAUCGUCCCUUGAACAUUGGUGCUAUUUGUUUACAGAUAUGCUUUUACAGUCACUUCAUCUAAGAAAGAUUAAGGUGGUGGUGUCCUUUUUUUUUUUUUUUUUUCCUGUAUUCCAGUGC
Trichechus manatus latirostris (Florida manatee) is the source of this 2883-nucleotide messenger RNA. It is a transcript of the gene MORF4L1, whose product is annotated as mortality factor 4 like 1. Gene Ontology annotation, biological process: regulation of DNA-templated transcription; chromatin organization. Gene Ontology annotation, cellular component: nucleus; NuA4 histone acetyltransferase complex. Lineage: Eukaryota; Metazoa; Chordata; Mammalia; Sirenia; Trichechidae. Bases 238 to 1326 code for a protein of 362 amino acids. The record is from RefSeq and is a predicted model, not a curated record. The transcript has 13 exons.